This is a messenger RNA of Acanthopagrus latus (yellowfin seabream), 687 nucleotides long. Its product is annotated as Ig heavy chain Mem5-like. Lineage: Eukaryota; Metazoa; Chordata; Actinopteri; Spariformes; Sparidae. The transcript is spliced from 3 exons. Gene Ontology annotation, biological process: phagocytosis, engulfment; defense response to bacterium; complement activation, classical pathway. The annotation marks the transcript as partial. Gene Ontology annotation, molecular function: antigen binding; immunoglobulin receptor binding. Gene Ontology annotation, cellular component: external side of plasma membrane; immunoglobulin complex, circulating; blood microparticle. The record is from RefSeq and is a predicted model, not a curated record.
AUGACAGCUGUACUGAGUUUCUUCUUCUUGGCUUUCAUUUCAGCUGCUCAGGGUCAGUCCCUCACCUCCUCAGAGCCAGUGGUCAGCAGAGCUGGACAACCAGUCACUCUGUCCUGUAAAGUGGAAGGACUUGCUCUGGCUUGGCUGCACUGGAUUCGUCAGAAACCAGGGAGAGGACUGGAAUGGAUCGGACGCAUUGAUGCUGGAACCGGCACAAUAUUUGCCCAAAGUGUCCAAGGCCAGUUUACCAUCACCAAAGACACGUCCAGAAAUGUUGUGUCCUUAGAGGUGAAGAGUCUAAAACAAGAAGACUCUGCAGUUUAUUAUUGUGCACGAGAGCCACAUGACUAUUUUAUUCUUUGCGUCUCAACAGGUGUUGAUGGUCAGACUCUGACAGAAUCUGAAUCAGUGGUUAAAAGGCCUGGAGAAUCUCACAGAUUGACCUGUACAGCCUCUGGAUUCACAUUCAGCAGCUACUGGAUGCACUGGAUCAGACAAGCUCCUGGAAAAGGACCGGAGUGGGUUGCCUGGAUUGAUAACGGAAGUGGUGGCACCCAGUACUAUUCUGAGUCAGUCAAAGGCCGUUUUACCAUCUCCAGAGACAACAGCAGACAGCAGGUGUAUCUGCAGAUGAGCAGUCUGAAGACUGAAGAUUCUGCUGUUUAUUAUUGUGCUCGAGACACAGUG